AUGAAUGACCUUGGUGAUGUUCAUUAUUUUUUGGGAGUUCAAGUAACUCAUACGCCGGACAUUCUAAUCUUUUCUCAACAUAAAUAUGUUCAGAACCUCUUACGUAAAUUUCAUUUGCAUACUCUUAUUCCCCUGUGUACACCCAUUGCUGCCAAGACUAAAUUAUCCCUUAAUGAUGGUGAGUUAUUAGCAGAUCCCUCUGUAUAUAGGAGCAUGAUUGGUGCUUUAAAAUAUCUUACAAUUACAAGGCCUGAUAUUGCAUUUGUUGUUCAUGUUGUUUUCCAGUUUAUACAUGCUCCUUGUACCACUCACCUCCUUGCUGUCGAAAGAGUUUACAGAUAUUUGCAGGGCACGUCUGAUCAUGGUCUCUCUCUUCGGAAGGCAAUUGGAUCGACCCGUGCCAUUGCCAAUUCUGAUGCUGAUUGGGCCGAUUGUCUUGACAGCUCACGCUCCACCUCUGGCUAUGCGGUGUUCUUUGGCCCUAAUCUCAUUUCUUGGCAUUCCAAGAUGCAACCAACCGUGUUGAGGUCCUCGACGGAGGCUGAAUAUCGCGCCCUUGCAUACACCGUUGCUGAGACGCUAUGGCUCAGGCGCCUCUUGGUUGAGCUUGGAAUUGUUCUUCGCCAUCCUGUGACUCUUUUCGGUGACAAUAUCAGUGCCACCUAUAUCACGGCGAAUCUAGUUCUUCAUGAUCGUAGCAAGCAUAUCAAUGUCGAUUAUCACUUUGUUCGGGAGAGGGUUGCUCAUGGUGAUUUGGUUGUUCGAUAUGUUCCCACACAGCUUCAGCUUGCAGAUAUUUUUACUAAGGGAUUAUCUUCUCAAAGAUUUCUCUGUCUAAGGAACAAUCUGUCGAUAUCGACUCCUCUGUUAGAGUAUGUCCAAACCCUAAUUCCUUUGCCAUCUCUCUUCCCUUCUUCAUAA
Molecule: messenger RNA, 921 nt
Organism: Asparagus officinalis (garden asparagus)
Lineage: Eukaryota; Viridiplantae; Streptophyta; Magnoliopsida; Asparagales; Asparagaceae
Exons: 2
Coding region: 1-921 (306 amino acids)
Source: RefSeq, a predicted model, not a curated record